Molecule: messenger RNA, 618 nt
Organism: Seminavis robusta
Lineage: Eukaryota; Bacillariophyta; Bacillariophyceae; Naviculales; Naviculaceae
Source: the annotation of a GenBank genome assembly
AUGUACAAUCAGCAAGCUUUCGAAGCCUUUGUCAGGGCAAAAGGGGAUGUUUUCCCCUUUAACCAGUUGAAAAAGACCCGUUCUUCCUUUCGUACCAGGUGGGUGCUCUUGAAGAGUCCAUCGCCAACUGGAAUUAUCUACCGUCCAACCAAGUUGUUCGCCCUUCCAGCUUCGUGCAUCCGCAAUGACCUCUUGCAAGAGGGUAUCAUCGCUGGUAAUUAUCUUCCGCUACCCCCUGACUACUGUGAUGUCCUUGACUGUAUGGAAUGGUGGGGCCGUGGUGUUGAUCCUAAGUGGGAGCAAUCCAUUUUGGGCAUGUUCGAGUACUACUUGGCGAACCCCGAAAUCUUCAGCAUUGCUGGCAGGAAGGAGCUUUUCUAUGACUGUAUUACCCUCCAUAUCGAGACCAAAUACAGCUACAUCGACGGGCUUAAUAAAACACAGGAGAUGGAAUAUUGGCCCGUUUACUUUGGUUAUCUCUAUGAGAGCACUACGGACUAUUUCGAGUUGGCCACAGCCAGCAUUCGUUAUGCCGACAACCGACUUUGGGUUUUACACCACUAUCAUAACACUGCGAACAGUGGAGGAGCAACACCUGAUGAGGUUCAUUCCGACUGA